GGCACUUGGUGCAGUCACACGGAGCGCUUCAGUUCACGUCAGUUGUGCGCCGAUCGUUGUUGCGGGAAGUUCGCGCGUGGCGCGUGAUUGCGAUCUCUCGUCCAGGCCGUCCGUCGUGCGAUAACCACGUGCGCUCCGCUUGCGAUAUCUAUCGUGAAUUCCGCUCCACGAUACGUUGUAUACGCUCCUUCUUCGCGCACGCGCCACAGCCAUGGAUCUACCGGUAUAUCGGAGAGACGAAGGAGAGCGAGGGAAUUAAUAUCAAUGAGACGCGUUUGACAAUAGCAAUUGUUCAACAUUAAAUCACCGGAUGAUGCAACCCGAUGGCCGGACGUUCUCUUUCACUCUUCGAUUUCCAAUACAUCUGUGACUCGAAUUAAGCUAGUCGUUGAAGUAUUCUGUCUGAACGGUUGAAUAUAAAUCGAAAAUUUCAAGUACCAAGAGUGAAACCGGAUGAACAGCUGGACAGUGCCAUUGACCGUGUACCCUCGAUAUACAUAUAUAAAAAGAAAGGACAUAACGGCAUCUCGAGGCUGAUCGAGAAAUAAUACUUAAAGACGGAAGAGUCUUUAUGGAGUCUGCUAUUAUGUCAAAUUGUAAUAGAUAUAAUUUGUCGGGGUGAGACAAAAAGUUUGUUGCCGGAAGUCGGAAAAUUGAUGUCAUAAGCGUUACGCGAUAAUUGAGGACCGAAUCGCGGACGCGUCGCAACCGAAGGCUAUAAGAAUGCCAGGAUCGUCGGAGGGCGAGAGCGGGCAGGAGGCGCAAGACGAGCCGUUUUUCAGCAUCCUUGACAUACUGUUGGUCGCCAGUCUCUUCCUAGCGGCGGCAUGGUGGCUCCUGAAGAGAAGAAAGCGGGAGGAACUCUCGCCCGCGCCGAAGUCCUACUCUAUCCAACCGACGUCGUUCGCCGCGGCACCACCGUCGGAGAACUCCUUCAUCAAGAAGCUGAAGACCUCCGGGAGAAGUCUGGUGGUGUUCUACGGCAGCCAGACGGGUACUGCCGAAGAAUUUGCUGGUCGUCUCGCCAAGGAGGGUAUCAGAUACAAGAUGAAGGGCAUGGUGGCCGAUCCCGAGGAGUGCGACAUGGAGGAGCUGAUACAUCUGAAAACUAUUCCAAACAGUUUGGCGGUGUUUUGCUUGGCCACGUACGGAGAGGGCGAUCCCACCGACAACGCGAUGGAAUUUAUUGAUUGGCUUAAGACCGGCGACGGUGAUCUCACAGGAUUAAAUUAUGCGGUAUUCGGCCUAGGUAACAAGACCUACGAACACUAUAAUGAGAUUGGCAUAUAUGUGGAUCAUAGACUGGAACAGCUGGGCGCUACGCGUGUUUGUGAGCUGGGUCUCGGGGAUGAUGAUGCAAACAUAGAGGAUGACUUCAUCACAUGGAAGGACAAAUUUUGGCCGGCCGUGUGUGAGUUCUUUGGCAUCGAGGGAGCUGGCGAGGAUGUCAGUAUUCGACAGUACAAACUCACGGAACACGUGGACCUGCCGACCGAGCGCAUCUACACCGGAGAGAUCGCUCGUCUUCAUUCCUUCACGAACCAGAGAACACCGUACGAUGCGAAAAAUCCAUUCUUGGCUCCUGUGAAAGUGAAUCGCGAGCUACAUGGCCCAACGUCCGAGAGAUCGUGCAUGCACAUAGAGUUCAACAUCGAAAGCUCCAAGAUGCGUUACGAGACGGGCGAUCAUUUGGCCGUCUAUCCCGUGAACAACGCGGAGUUGGUGAAUAAAAUCGGCGAGCAGUGCGGCGCGAAUUUGGAUACUGUUUUCACUCUAACGAAUACAGACGAGGAAUCCACGAAGAAGCAUCCGUUCCCUUGCCCUUGCAGCUACAGGACAGCCUUGACACAUUACGUGGACAUUACGAGUAACCCGCGCACGCACAUUCUCAAGGAGUUAGCGGAGUACACGACCGAUCCCGCGGACAAGGAGAAGCUGAAGCUGAUGGCGUCGACCAGCGCGGAGGGCAAAGCGGCCUAUCAGCAAUGGAUCAUUCAAGAAAAUCGCAAUAUUGUGCACAUCUUAGAGGAUAUUCCCAGUUUGAAGCCACCGCUAGAUCAUCUGUGCGAGAUUUUGCCACGAUUACAGUGCCGCUACUAUUCGAUAUCUUCGUCUCCGAAGAUUCAUCCAACCUCGAUCCAUAUUACGGCGGUAGUGGUGGAAUACAAAACUCCGACUGGCAGAAUAAACAAGGGCGUGACGACCACUUGGUUGAAGGAGAAACAUCCCACCGAUCCGCCCUGCCUCGUCCCGAUUUUCGUGAGGAAGUCCCAGUUCCGUUUGCCGACGCGCCCAAGCACUCCUAUCAUCAUGGUUGGCCCGGGAACCGGUCUAGCGCCGUUCAGAGGCUUCAUACAGGAACGAAGCUUCGCGAGGAAGGAAGGUAAAGAGACAGGCGACACGAUACUGUACUUUGGAUGCAGAAAAAGCCAAGAGGACUAUCUAUAUCGUGAGGAGUUAGAUGGAUACGUGAAGGACGGCACUUUAACAUUGCACGUCGCGUUCAGCCGGGAGCAAUCGCACAAAGUCUACGUCACGCAUUUGCUCGAGAAGAACAAGGAGGAAUUAUGGCGUGUCAUCGGCGAGCAAAACGGACAUAUUUACGUUUGCGGGGAUGCAAGAAACAUGGCCCGUGACGUGCACAAUAUAUUGCUCAAAGUGGUGAUGGAACGUGGCAACAUGUCGGAACUUGACGCUGCAAAUUAUAUCAAGAAGAUGGAGUCGCAGAAGCGAUACUCUAGUGACGUUUGGAGUUGAGCCAUAUUAAUUGUAUCAUAGAGAAAUAUACAGAAACAUUUUUUUUAAGUGCGAGGGCCAGAGAGCUUGAUGCUUGAUUCAUUGAAGCGACGAAAACGGUCGUUAGUAAUGACAAUCAGUCAAAUCACCUAUUUCAUUCUAUUCUUCAUUCUCAUUCGGUGAGUUUCCAUUUCAUUAUUAUGUCUUGCUGAAUAGAAUACCUAUAGUUGAAUUAUGUUCCACAGUCAGAGCCGACAUUAUGCAUACAGAGUCCUCUUUAAAGUUUGCGCAUAGUAUUUAAAUAUAUUCGAUUUAGUUUUUGUAUUUUGGUUUUCGAUGAAAGACACUGAUUUUAAAUUAGGGGAAAAAAAAACUUUAAAAACUGCUCAUUAAUGUGCAGUUUUUCUUAAUACACACACCACUUAUCUUGCUUGUGUGUGCUAUCGCACACAAUGUAAGUAAAUACAUACAUGACAAUUACAGAUUAUCUUGUGCUUAGUAAGGGCAUUCGUUAACCUUUCGCUAACGGGAAUUUUCCGCUAUCACAGGAAGCCUUGAAACGUCGAGCUUAUCGAGUUUUUGCGUUCACAGUGUUGGUCUCUGCCUGUCUCGUCAAGAAUGUUAGUUUACGAACUAAUUACGAAAAAUUACUUCACAAAUAAUUUUAUAAACUCACAAUGAUCUUUCUCAAAUGUAAGAUUAUUUAAAACGGACUCUACAUAUUUUAUAUUAUUCUAUGAACAAUAAGACGAGAUUCGCGUCGUCUCUGCUGAUGUUUGAAUACUUUAACAAAUCUUUCAAAUGUGUCGUUUAAUAAAACAUUAAUUGUGUCGGCUCUGUCGGUCACCGUGAUAUAACAAGUAAUGUCUCUGUCGCGCAAAUUGUACAAAAACAGUUUCAUUAAAAUUCAGCCGUUUCUCAUUAUCAUCCGCGAUCGUACGAUCACAAUGCGCCAAUCUAGUUAAAUGUUAAGCGUCUCAUCGGAUAUAGGCGAAUGCAUGUCUUAACGUAUAUAAUUUCUUUUUGUAUAAGAUCAGUAUAUAGUCAAUGUGAAUUGUUAUGCAAAAAGACUUUGCAAUUGUUGAGUUUUACGCACGAAACAUAUUCGAGAAAUAGUAUCUUGCUCUCGUUAAUGAUUACACAAAGUAUAUAUUUUCUACAGGUACAAUUGGUAUGUGUCAAUUGGUGAUAUUAGUAUACAAAUAGUGAAAUCUUAGAGCAGCUUUAUUCCAGUGUUAAAAAAAAACGCCUUUUUACCCUAAGCUCGUGCGUGUGAACCAAAGCGAUUUAGUGAAACUUAAGCUUAAAACAAAAACAAAAAAAACAAGACCUGUUGCAAGUGAAUGUCAAUUCGAAUUCAAUCUAAUGUUCACUCCAUUGCAGUCACUGCAGCAUAUAGCAUAUGAAUUAAAAUAGUUAUCGCGCGCACACUGAUUUCAGAAUCAAUACUGAAAUUGUUAAUUUAGCCUUCCUGUUUCUAUUUGGAAUUGAAAUUAAUUAUAAUGUUGAACUGUCGAUAUUAUUGGAGUUGUUAUCGAUGCACAAUUAAUUGUAAUAAAUUAGGUCAACAGUUGUGAAUGAGGUAAUUGCCGCUUAUUCACAUACAGCGUUUUUUAAUCCGGAGAUGUCGGGUAUAGAUGCGAAGCUAUGUCUCAUGGCGAAUUGUACAAUGAAUUAUAACUAUAGUUAUAUUUUUACACGAUGCAUAUAGGGAUGGUGGAAUAAAGAUCUUUUGAUCGA
This is a messenger RNA of Wasmannia auropunctata (little fire ant), 4476 nucleotides long. RefSeq names its product NADPH--cytochrome P450 reductase (gene Cpr). The record is from RefSeq and is a predicted model, not a curated record. NCBI's taxonomy places the organism in Eukaryota, Metazoa, Arthropoda, Insecta, Hymenoptera, Formicidae. Gene Ontology annotation, biological process: response to hormone. Bases 724 to 2757 code for a protein of 677 amino acids. The transcript has 12 exons. Gene Ontology annotation, cellular component: cytosol. Gene Ontology annotation, molecular function: flavin adenine dinucleotide binding; NADPH-hemoprotein reductase activity; FMN binding.